Xenopus laevis (African clawed frog) is the source of this 6087-nucleotide messenger RNA. It is a transcript of the gene adamts6.S, whose product is annotated as ADAM metallopeptidase with thrombospondin type 1 motif 6 S homeolog. Bases 769 to 4122 code for a protein of 1117 amino acids. NCBI's taxonomy places the organism in Eukaryota, Metazoa, Chordata, Amphibia, Anura, Pipidae. The record is from RefSeq and is a predicted model, not a curated record. Gene Ontology annotation, cellular component: extracellular matrix. Gene Ontology annotation, molecular function: metallopeptidase activity; metalloendopeptidase activity. The transcript has 25 exons. Gene Ontology annotation, biological process: extracellular matrix organization; proteolysis.
UCUCCACCCAUCCCCCUACACGUGACGCUACGCGCAGGCGCACCCCUACCAGCGCGCCCCCUCCCCUUCUACCCCCCGGUGACGUAGGUAAGCCUGGCCGCCUCUGUGACUGGAGCUGCCAAAAACUGAGCUGAACUAAACUUGGCGACGGGCCGAGCUAUGACUGGCCGCUCCAGCGCAACUCUGCUGCCUCUCCUGCUGCUGCACUCCAGCUCCAUACACUUGCACUAAAAGCUGCUCAUAGAAAGCCAGCAGCCCUAAGCCCACACACACAACCAAUAGCAAUAAGAAUUGGAAUCAUUGUAACAAUGCAAUGCCUCUCAGCUUUCUAGGUUCCCCCCCUCCUUAAUGCUCUUGUUAGAAGUGUCUGGGAUGAUGGCACCAGGACAAGGCUGGAUGCUGCUGGGGGAUACCACUGCUCUUAGCACAGGGGGAGCAGAGUGAAUGGAAGCUGCAGUGUCUCUUCCCAUUGUCUCACCAUGAGAAGAACGGUUCAAAAGUGGCCAGCGUUUUUAUUUCUUUCCUCUGGACUAAGAAUAUGACAGUGGAUAAGCGAGAAGGUGCAAAGUUCAAAAGAAGAGCAUCUUUUUUUAUAGAAAAAAAAGGAAAGGAAGCAGCCAGUACCUUAACUGGUGGCACAUAAAGGAAACCUUUUUAAAUGGACUUGUUAUGGUGCUGUUCUGGGGAGGGCUAACAUUUUAAUACUGCCUUAGCCUCAAGAUAAAAAAGAGGAAAGAAAAAACAUUGUUCAGUGUUUCUUUUUAAAUUAUGGAAAUUUGGUGGAAGACGUUGACCUGGAUUUUAGGUCUUGUCAUGGCUUCAUCGAACUGUCACAGGGACAACAGAGUUACAUAUAGUUCCCAAGAGGAAUACCUGUCUAACCUUGAACAUUACCAAUUGACAGUUCCAAUAAGAGUUAAUCACAAUGGAGCUUUUGUCAGUUUUACUGUGAAUAGUGACAAACACUUGAGGAGGCGGAGGAGCGUGGACCAUAGAGACCAAGAACAGGAUGCUUCUAAAUUAUUUUUUAAAAUUUCUGCCUAUGGCAAGCACUUUCACCUAAACCUGACUUUGAAUACGGAUUUAGUCUCAAAACACUUUACGGUGGAAUAUUGGGGGAAGAAUGGGCCAGAGUGGAAACAUGAUUUUAUAGACAACUGCCACUAUACAGGAUACUUACAGGACCAAAACACAACAACGAAAGUGGCUCUGAGUAAUUGCAAUGGCUUGCAUGGAAUUAUUGCUACAGAAGACGAAGAGUAUUUUAUUGAGCCUUUAGAGAAUGUCACAGAAAAUUCCAAGCACUAUAGCCAUGAAAUGGGCCACCCUCAUGUUAUAUACAGAAAGUCUGCUAUAAAUCAUCAUCAUUCAAGCAACCAACCUCAUUGUGGUGUGAAAGACUUUACUGGAAACCGCAAACCCUGGUGGUAUAAUUAUAAAUUUUCUACUCCAUCUGUGCCAUCAGAUAAUGAUACAGAUGGUCCUCGGCGGCAGAGGAGAUCGGUCAGCAUUGAGCGUUUUGUUGAGACCCUGGUAGUGGCUGACAAAAUGAUGGUUGGAUACCAUGGCCGCAAAGACAUUGAACACUAUAUAUUGAGCGUGAUGAAUAUUGUUGCCAAACUUUACCGUGAUUCCAGCCUAGGAAACGUUGUGAAUAUCAUAGUGACUCGUUUAAUUGUCCUCACCGAAGACCAGCCAAACUUGGAGAUAAACCACCAUGCGGACAAGUCUCUUGACAGCUUCUGUAAGUGGCAGAAGUCCAUUCUAUCCCACCAAAGUGAUGGAAAUACCAUUCCAGAAAAUGGCAUUGCUCACCAUGACAACGCAGUCCUUAUUACCAGGUAUGACAUCUGUACAUAUAAAAACAAGCCUUGCGGGACUCUUGGUUUGGCCUCGGUGGCUGGAAUGUGUGAGCCAGAGAGGAGCUGCAGUAUUAAUGAAGACAUUGGCUUAGGUUCUGCAUUUACCAUUGCACAUGAGAUUGGUCACAAUUUUGGUAUGAACCACGAUGGAAUUGGAAACUCGUGUGGGACAAAAGGCCAUGAGGCUGCUAAGCUAAUGGCAGCACACAUUACAUCUAACACAAACCCUUUCUCCUGGUCGGCUUGUAGCAGGGACUACAUCACCAGCUUUCUUGACUCAGGCCGUGGUACUUGCCUUGACAAUGAGCCUCCAAAGCGAGAUUUCUUAUACCCUGCUGUUGCUCCAGGUCAAGUAUAUGAUGCAGAUGAACAGUGCCGCUUUCAGUAUGGAGCAACAUCACGCCAAUGUAAAUACGGGGAAGUGUGUAGAGAGCUCUGGUGUCUUAGUAAAAGUAACAGAUGUGUUACCAACAGUAUUCCUGCUGCUGAAGGAACCCUCUGUCAGACUGGGAGCAUCGAAAAAGGGUGGUGCUAUCAGGGAGAUUGUGUGGCUUUUGGAACCUGGCCAAAGAGCAUAGAUGGAGACUGGGGGCCGUGGUCAUUAUGGGGCGAGUGCACUAGGACUUGUGGUGGGGGUGUGUCCUCAUCUAUAAGACACUGUGACAGUCCAGCACCUUCAGGUGGAGGAAAAUAUUGCCUUGGAGAAAGAAAGCGGUACCGUUCUUGCAACACAGAUCCAUGUCUUUCUGGGUCGCGGGACUUCAGAGAAAAGCAAUGUGCAGACUUUGAUAACAUGCCUUUCCGCGGAAAGUACUACAACUGGAAACCCUACACAGGAGGCGGUGUUAAAACCUGUGCAUUAAAUUGUUUGGCAGAAGGCUAUAAUUUUUACACAGAACGGGCCCCUGCAGUAAUAGAUGGAACCCGCUGCAAUGCUGACUCCUUGGAUAUCUGCAUCAAUGGAGAAUGCAAGCAUGUAGGCUGUGAUAACAUUUUGGGCUCUGAUGCCAAGGAAGACAGGUGCCGUGUGUGUGGCGGAGAUGGAAGCAUUUGCGAAGCCAUUGAGGGUUUCUUUAAUGAUUCAUUACCCAGAGGAGGCUACAUGGAAGUUGUUCAAAUUCCACGAGGUUCUGUACACAUUGAAAUCAAAGAAACGUCCGUGUCUAAGAACUACAUAGCUUUGAAGUCUGAAGGGGAUGACUACUUUAUCAAUGGAGCUUGGACUAUUGACUGGCCCAGAAAAUUUGAUGUUGCUGGGACAGCUUUCCAUUAUAAGCGUCCCACAGAUGAAGCAGAAUCUCUGGAGGCCUUGGGUCCAACAACAGAAAGCCUUAUAGUGAUGAUUCUUCUUCAAGAACAGAACAUGGGGAUUAGAUAUAAAUUUAACGUACCUAUCACAAGAACGGGGAGCGGGGACAACGAAGUGGGUUUUUCAUGGCAUCAUUUGCCUUGGUCGGAAUGCUCUGCAACCUGUGCAGGAGGCAUACAGAAACAGGAGGUGGUGUGUAAAAGGCUUGAUGACAACUCUGUUGUACAGAACAACUACUGUGAUCUAGACAGUAAGCCACCAGAGACACAAAGAGCUUGUAAUACAGAACUGUGCCCACCUGAAUGGUUUAUUGGAGAUUGGUCGGAAUGCAGUAAGACUUGCGAUGGUGGAAUGCGCUCUCGAACAGUGCUUUGCAUUCGAAGGAUCGGCCCAUCUGAAGAGGAGACACUUGAUGAUAUCAGCUGCUUAACUCAUCGUCCCAUUGAAAAAGAGGCUUGUAAUAACCAGUCAUGCCCACCUCAAUGGGUUGCUUUGGAUUGGUCAGAAUGUACUCCAAAAUGUGGUCCUGGGUUUAAACACCGUAUAGUCUUGUGCAAGAGUAGUGAUCUUUCCAAAACAUUUCCUAACGCAAACUGCCCCGAAGAGAGCAAGCCGCCAGUCCGUAUACGUUGCAGCUUGGGACGAUGCCCUCCUCCCCGCUGGGUUACUGGAGAGUGGGGACAGUGCUCUGCACACUGUGGUCUUGGGCAGCAGAUGCGGACUGUACAGUGUUUAUCGUACACGGGGCAAGCAUCAAGUGACUGCCCUGAAAACCUUCGGCCACCGUCAAUGCAACAGUGUGAAAGCAAAUGUGACAGCACUCCAAUUUCCAACACAGAGGAAUGCAAAGAUGUGAACAAAGUGGCGUAUUGUCCGCUAGUGUUGAAAUUUAAGUUCUGCAGUCGAGCAUAUUUCAGGCAGAUGUGUUGUAAAACCUGCCAAGGACACUGACCCACAUCAAAUGGGAGAAAAUAGAUCAUUGUUAUUCCAUGGUGGAAAUGUGUCCAUUAAGAAGAAUAAUGCAGAGAAAUCAGAUGGAUGUCCUUGAAGAGAGAGAGAGAGAGACCCCUGUGUAACACAUAACCACUCGUCAGCCCAGGCUGACAGGAUUUCUUCACUUCCGUGAAGUGAAUUAAUUAUCCAAAGUGCUGGACACCAGAAAAAAGGAGGAAAGCCAAAUUGGAGAACUUUAAGGCCACCCACUUAAAGCAGGGAACCGCAGAACGUUUGUGUUCUUCCAAGUAUCCGAAUCACAUGCUUACCUCCUGAAACCAUUUUGAAUAUGGUCUUCACAAAUGACACUGAAUCCAUAACUGUUGUGACUUUUCCUACAAAUAGAGAGAGAGAGAGAAGAAUUUCCUAAGUCAUAUCUUAAACGUAUAUUAACUAUUUUAUCUCAUUUUACAGCACCACAAUUUAAAUUAUAAAAAAAAAAUGGGCUUUUAAAAUAUUAUUUAAGAUGCAAUUAUAAAUCAGAACUAAAAGUAAUUUUAUGUGUUAUUCAUUCUGCCUUGUUUCCCUUAGAGACUUCAACAUUUUCUGCUGUGAAACACAAACCUAUAUGUAUAUAUAAAUAUAUAUAUGUAUAUAUAAAGUUGUGGGAAUGUCAGUAUUCCAAGGUGCAUCAUUUACUGCCUGUCACAGAAUGAUUAGGCCUACGAGUCUAGUCAUGCUUAAACCAGUUGGGAUUGAAACUCAAUUUAUAUAAAUAUUAAAGGUAAUUGCUUGUUAGAUCUCAUAAAAAAUAGUCAUUCCAUCAGCAUAAUCCUUUCCAUUUGGUCAUAAAAACAGACCUUAGACACUUGACUUGGGUCAACACUUAACAGUUGAAGACUUACGUUGGAGAGAACGUCUGCAAGCAAUUAGUAUAAAAUAGAAACAAUAUUAAAGGCAUCUGGUAUCAUUCACAAAAAUAUAUUUAUAUAUAAAUAUGGAGAUGGAGUUGUAGCGACUGGUGCGCUGCCUAUGUGCAUUGAUGACAUAAUAAGCAGAGCAUCAGUAGUGUAACGCAACAUCAAAAUGUAAUUAUCCCUAUAACCCUUAUGUAGCUGUGUGCUAGAGCUUGCUCUUUGUUGUUAUUAUUGUGUUUAAUAUCAUUAUUUUUAUAUAGUGUUAUUUUUUUUAUACAAUGCUACAGACUGUUUAUCCCUGGCCCAUUGAGCUUGCAGUUAUCAGUCAUUUAUUCUCUCUGUACUGGUUUUCACUGCAAGGGCAGAGCUUCAGGAAUAGGGCAUAUUUGUAGCAGAGUUGGGUGGGGCCUGGUAGACUGGGGUAUGACUUAAUGUGACUUUUACUCUGGGAAGGUUUGUCGGGUAUUCCUACAGACAGUGAGUUUGUUGGGCACAAGAGAAAUAUACUGGUGAAACCAGCUGGAAAUAUUACCCACCAGCUGUUAGGGAGUAGAAGCAGCUCAGGGUAUUAGCUACUAGGGUAUUAAGCCUAUAUCACAUUCCUACACUACUCAACCUCCCUGUUCCUUGGCACCACAUUAUAGACUUUAAGCUCAAUGGGGCAAGGACAAUAAUGAACAAUGCUAUAUAAGAAUAAAGAUACAACUGAUCAUUCAUUUCUACCGUAGGGCCCUAUAAUUCCAAAUAUUUUUUGUUGCAUCUGGUGUGUGAAGGGUGGGCUGUGUCACUUUUCCUAGGGGUGUUAGGUUUCUUAUAUAGAAAAUUUUGCAUUUAAGGUUUGCUGUUUUCUAAAGUCCAUUGGGGCUCCUUUACUAUCACCUGGCACAUUUGGCCCACUUCAGUAACCUAACCAAAGUCUACCACUAACUGAAUUCUGAAAGUAAAUCUCAGACUGGUUGAUAUGGGUUACUAGACUGGGACAGGUUCUCCCAGUGUUGCUUAACACUGGCCCCAUAUGAAUUAUUAUCACUUCUAGAGAGUUCAUAUGUUCUUUGUGGCAGUGGCA